Durotheca rogersii is the source of this 1255-nucleotide messenger RNA. RefSeq names its product KptA family-domain-containing protein. Gene Ontology annotation, biological process: tRNA splicing, via endonucleolytic cleavage and ligation. Gene Ontology annotation, molecular function: tRNA 2'-phosphotransferase activity. NCBI's taxonomy places the organism in Eukaryota, Fungi, Ascomycota, Sordariomycetes, Xylariales, Xylariaceae. The record is from RefSeq and is a predicted model, not a curated record. Bases 84 to 1160 code for a protein of 358 amino acids. The transcript is spliced from 3 exons.
CAUUAGCACCACAGCUACACCGGCUGGCGUGUCGUCACUUCAGUGGUACUAAAGACAGUAAUAUCCGCACCCACAGCAGCGGCAUGUCAGACUUCGAGGACGAGCUCGCCGAGGCGGCCGACCGUAUGGUAGAAGGAGGUAAGGGGGCGAGGGGGGCAGGGAAGAAGGGUGGAGCCCCGGCGGGUGGCCGGAAUCGCGAGGUACUCAUCUCGAAGGCACUGUCGACAUUACUGCGGCACCGCGCCCUAAUCGCUGGCAUCCGGCUCGACACCGAGGGGUACGCGCCACUGGAUCGGGUGAUGCUGUGGCCGCGCCUCCGGUCACUCAAUCCCACCCUCGACGACAUCCGACAGGUGGUCGCGGACGAUGCGAAGCAGCGGUUCUCCAUGAAGCCGAACCCCGCGGCGUCGGCGAACCACCCCAGCGGGUGGCUCAUCCGCGCGAACCAGGGCCACACGAUCGCGGUCGCGGCCGAGGGCAUGCACACGCGGCUCACGCUCGAGGCGGGCAACGUGCCCGACGUCGUCGUCCACGGCACUUACUUCGCGUUCUGGCCGGCGAUCGAGGCGUCCGGGGGGCUGAAGCGCAUGGGCAGGCAACACGUGCACUUUGCCACAGGGCUGCCGUCGUCGCGGCCUAGUGCGGAGGGGGGACAAGACGAGGACGGGGGCGAAGGCGGGCGGGAAAGGGAGCAGGCCAAGGUGGUCAGCGGCAUGCGCGGCGACGCCGAGCUCCUCGUGUUCGUCGACGUGAAGCGGUGCCUGCGCGAAGAGCCGCGGAUCCGGUGGUGGUUGAGCGCCAACGGGGUCGUGCUCGCGGACAGGGAUGGCAGCAACGUCGGAGACGGAGACGGGGACGGGGACGGAGGCGAGGAAGAAGACGCGAGUCCUGCUUUGGUAGUGCCGCUGCGCUACGUGACCGAGGCGCGGGGUCGCGUGCAGGGCGUCGGCGUGCUGUGGCGCGACGGCGAGAAGGUGGCAGACCUGCCACCCGACGUGGUGGCAAGGGUCCCAUUUGGAAAGGGAGGCGGGACCGGAGGAGAGGGAGGGGAGAAGAAAGGGGCAGAACGGGGUUCCGGAGAGGGUUCCAGGAGGGGGAAAAGAGGCGGAGGGAGUGGUAGGGGAAGAGGGAGUGGGAAAGGGGGUGGUAGGGGGCGGUAGUAGAGGCGGUAGGGAAAGGGGGUAAAAGUGUAGAGUUUACGGUCCCUAAUUAUGCUGUCGCGGCAAUCUUAGGCUAUUCGCCACAUACACAUGAU